Molecule: messenger RNA, 384 nt
Organism: Miscanthus lutarioriparius
Lineage: Eukaryota; Viridiplantae; Streptophyta; Magnoliopsida; Poales; Poaceae
Source: the annotation of a GenBank genome assembly
AUGCUCGAUGACCGCGGCGGCAGCGUCGACUGGGCCACAGCUGGUGGCCUCAGCGGCGGCACCUUUGCUGUGAUGACGGUGAACAGGUUCCAGAAGGGCGAAGAUGGCGGAGGCGCGGUAGCGUGUGAUGGCCGCUUCCACAGCGACGACGACCUCAUUGUGGCACUGUCCUCGGGGUGGUACGCAGGAGGAAAGAGGUGUCACAAGACGAUCCGCAUCACGAGCAAGGACACCGGGCGCACCGUCGAGGCCCAGGUCGUGGACGAGUGCGACUCCCACAACGGCUGCAAGAAGAACAUCGUGGAUUCCUCUCCCGCCGUCUGGAAGAAGCUCGGGCUCCAUACUGAUGUCGGCGAGGUCCACAUCACCUGGUCCGACGCCUGA